AGCUUCCUCUUGCUGUUUCUCCAGUCGGUCAGCAAACGCCUUCUUCCUGUUCUACUCUUCAGUCUUCUAACUUCCCUCCUGCGACAGGGCAGAUCGAUUCUAGAACAAAACCAAAAGUGAGAAUGCUAAGGUUGGCACUCUCACUUCCUCUUUGAAUAUAGUACUUGCUUGCAGAGGGGCACCCACUGGGAGGGAAGAGGCAGGUGUCCCAGGGACUCUGCGCUGCCACCAGUUACAGAUCGUCAUGCUCUCUCACGGCCUCCACUGGUUGCAGAAAAAGCCAGGAUGAUGCUUCUCUGGCUCCUGGCUAGGACUCUAAUCAUGGCACUGUUCCUCUCCUGCCUGACACCAGGAAGCUUGAAUCCCUGCAUAGAGGUAGUUCCUAAUAUUACCUAUGAAUGCAUGGAUCAGAAUCUCAGCAAAGUCCCUGAUGGCAUUCCUUCUUCAACCAAGAACAUAGAUCUGAGCUUCAACCCCUUGAAGAUCUUAAGAAGCUAUAGCUUCUCCAAUUUUUCAGAACUUCAGUGGCUGGAUUUAUCCAGGUGUGAAAUUGAAACAAUUGAAGACAAGGCAUGGCAUGGCUUACACCACCUCUCAAACUUGAUACUGACAGGAAACCCUAUCCAAAGUUUUUCCCCAGGAAGUUUCUCUGAACUAACACGUUUAGAGAAUCUGGUGGCUGUGGAGACAAAAUUGGCCUCUCUAGAAAGCUUCCCUAUUGGACAGCUUAUAACCUUAAAGAAACUCAAUGUGGCUCACAAUCUUAUACAUUCCUGUAAGUUACCUGUAUAUUUUUCCAAUCUGACAAACCUAGAACAUGUGGAUCUUUCUUAUAACUAUAUUCAAACUAUUACUGUCAACGACUUACAGUUUCUACGUGAAAAUCCACAAGUCAAUCUCUCUUUAGACCUAUCUUUGAACCCAAUUGACUUCAUUCAAGACCAAGCCUUUCAGGGAAUUAAGCUCCAUGAAUUGACUCUAAGAGGUAAUUUUAAUAGCUCAAAUAUAAUGAAAAUUUGCCUUCAAAACCUGGCUGGUUUACACGUCCAUCGGUUGAUCUUGGGAGAAUUUAAAGAUGAAAGGAAUCUGGAAAUUUUUGAACCCUCUAUCCUGGAAGGACUAUGUGAUGUGACCAUUGAUGAGUUCAGGUUAACAUAUACAAAUGAUUUUUCAGAUGAUAUUGUUAAGUUCCAUUGUUUGGCGAAUGUUUCUGCAAUGUCUCUGGCAGGUGUAUCUAUAAAAUAUCUAGAAGAUGUUCCUAAACAUUUCAAAUGGCAAUCCUUAUCAGUCAUUAGAUGUCAACUUAAGCAGUUUCCAACUCUGAAUCUACCCUUUCUUACAAGUUUGUCUUUAACUAUGAACAAAUUGCCUAUCAGUUUUAAAACAGUGGCCCUGCCAACUCUCAGCUAUCUAGAUCUUAGUAGGAAUGCACUGAGCUUUAGCGGUUGCUGUUCUUAUUCUGAUUUGGGAACAAACAGCCUGAGACACUUAGACCUCAGCUUCAAUAGUGUUAUCAUUAUGAGUGCCAAUUUCAUGGGUCUAGAAGAGCUGCAGCACCUGGAUUUUCAGCACUCUACUUUAAAAAGGGUCACAGAAUUCUCAGCGUUCUUAUCCCUUGAAAAGCUCCUUUACCUUGACAUCUCUUAUACUAACACCAAAAUUGACUUCGAUGGCAUAUUUCUUGGCUUGACCAGUCUCAAUACAUUAAAAAUGGCUGGCAAUUCUUUCAAAGACAACACCCUUUCAAAUGUCUUUGUAAACACAACAAACUUGACAUUCCUGGAUCUUUCUAAAUGUCAAUUGGAACAAAUAUCUUGGGGGGUAUUUGACACCCUUCAUAGACUUCAAUUAUUAAAUAUGAGUCACAACAACCUACUGUUUUUGGAUUCAUCCCAUUAUAACCAGCUGUAUUCCCUCAGCACUCUUGAUUGCAGUUUCAAUCGCAUAGAGACAUCUAAAGGAAUACUGCAACAUUUUCCAAAGAGUCUAGCCUUCUUCAAUCUUACUAAUAAUUCUGUUGCUUGUAUAUGUGAACAUCAGAACUUCCUGCAGUGGGUCAAGGACCAGAAGCAGCUCUUGGUGAAUGUUGAACAAAUGACAUGUGCAACACCUGUACAGAUGAAUACCUCCCUAGUGUUGGAUUUUAAUAAUUCUACCUGUUAUAUGUACAAGACAAUCAUCAGUGUGUCAGUGGUCAGUGUGAUUGUGGUAUCCACUGUAGCAUUUCUGAUAUACCACUUCUAUUUUCACCUGAUACUUAUUGCUGGCUGUAAAAAGUACAGCAGAGGAGAAAGCAUCUAUGAUGCAUUUGUGAUCUACUCGAGUCAGAAUGAGAACUGGGUAAGAAAUGAGCUGGUAAAGAAUUUAGAAGAAGGAGUGCCCCACUUUCACCUCUGCCUUCACUACAGAGACUUUAUUCCUGGUGUAGCCAUUGCUGCCAACAUCAUCCAGGAAGGCUUCCACAAGAGCCGGAAGGUUAUUGUGGUGGUGUCUAGACACUUUAUUCAGAGCCGUUGGUGUAUCUUUGAAUAUGAGAUUGCUCAAACAUGGCAGUUUCUGAGCAGCCGCUCUGGCAUCAUCUUCAUUGUCCUUGAGAAGGUGGAGAAGUCCCUGCUGAGGCAGCAGGUGGAAUUGUAUCGCCUUCUUAGCAGAAACACCUACCUGGAAUGGGAGGACAAUCCUCUGGGGAGGCACAUCUUCUGGAGAAGACUUAAAAAAGCCCUGUUGGAUGGAAAAGCCUCGAAACCUGAGCAAACAGAAGAGGAAGAACAAGAAACGGCAACUUGGACCUGAGGAGAACAAAACUCUGGGGCCAAAACCCAGUCUGUUUACAAUUAAUAAAUGCUACAGCUCACCUGUGGUUCUGCUAUGGACAGAGCCCAUGGAACACAAGGCUGCUAAGCUAUGACAUGGACCUUACCGGGCAGAAGGAAGUAGCACUGUGAUGAGACUCCUUACUUUCCAGGGAUAAGAAUUACCUAACUCAGGAAAAGAAACAUAAUCAAGAAUGUUUACCUUUAAACUGAAGGAGAAGAGGCUAAGGCCUAGUGAGAACAGAAAGGAGAACCAGUCUUCACUGGGCCUUUUGAAUACAAGCCAUGUCAUGUACUGUGUUUCCGUUGCCUUAGAAGAGGAUUAAUAGUUUCAACUGAACUGAAAGUUUUCUUACUUUCCUUUUUUUCUACUGAAUGCAAUUUAAAUAGCUCUUUUUGAGAGGUCCUCAUUCCAAUUUCAUCUUCCAUUUUAUGUCAUUUUCUUUUCUUUUUUUUUAUCUAAGUCUAUAAGAAAUAUGAUUAAUACAUGCUCACAGAUAUCCUGGCCAAUCCUUAGAAUGCUAUAUUUAUUAAAUAAAAUUCCUAGUAUACUUUUACUUUUAUAAAUUCCGUUAUCGUUUUUCAUGCCUUGACUACAAACUAAUAUCAUAAAUAAGAUUGUUACAGGUAUACUAAGAAGGCCCAUAUUUAACUAUAAUUUUUAAAGAAAGUGUGUAAAAUAUACUCUGUCACAUUGUCACUGAAUGUCAUUCUUAAGUUAUUACCUAAGUUAUGGAUGUCACAGAGUCAGUGUUAAAAAUAAUUUGGUUGAUAGAAAUAUUUUUAAUCAGGAGGGAAAAGUGGAGAGGGAUGCAGGAACAGAAAUCAUAGCUUCAUCAUUUAUUCAUGAUUAUUCCGGAACCAUAGAAGUUCACAUAGCUGAAUGACAAGACUACAUAUGCUGCAACUGAUGUUCCUUCUCAUCAAGGAUACUCUCUGAAGGACUUGUAGAACAUUUUUGGGAGGAAGAAAGGUCUAAUAUCCUUUUCCUUCAUCAUUCUCAUUUCUGGACAUGCCUUGUGAGACGGAUGAAUGUUGGGAGUACAUAUUUCUGCUUUCACCUUAUUCCGGUCAGCACGAAUACUGAAUAUAUAAUGGCAUUUCACAGUGUGUGUGUGUGUGUGUGUGUGUGUGUGUGUGUGUUGUGUAUGUACAUAUAUGUACCUGUACAUGUGUUUAAGUUUAAGGAGAAAAUAGAGUACAGAGCAGUUCUAUAUUUGUGAUAGGGCAUUAAAUAGUUGAGCUAAUUCAGAAAAGUAUGGAGGUUUCUUGGUAAAGGAAACCAAAGUAGAAUCAUUACAAGAUCUAACAAUAAAAAUUUUGAAA
Mus caroli (Ryukyu mouse) is the source of this 4139-nucleotide messenger RNA. RefSeq names its product toll like receptor 4 (gene Tlr4). Gene Ontology annotation, molecular function: lipopolysaccharide binding; transmembrane signaling receptor activity; protein binding. NCBI's taxonomy places the organism in Eukaryota, Metazoa, Chordata, Mammalia, Rodentia, Muridae. The record is from RefSeq and is a predicted model, not a curated record. Gene Ontology annotation, cellular component: lipopolysaccharide receptor complex; plasma membrane. Gene Ontology annotation, biological process: immune response; detection of lipopolysaccharide; defense response to Gram-negative bacterium.